AUGUAUCAUGUACUGAAUCUCUUACUGGUGCUAAGUUUGGGAGUGGUUCUAAGUGAGAGAUCUUGCUACUGGAAUUCUCAGUGUCCCUUCGGCCUCUUCGCCACCAGGACCCCGUAUGACGCAGUCCGGGGGGACAUACGAGAUUGGCCAUUGCUUGAGGGUUGUGAGGCUGUGAGCCUAUGGGCGCUGAUACGACAUGGCAACCGGAACCCAGGAAAGGGUGGGACCAUCGACAUGCGAGAUCUACAGCGGAAAAUCAAAGAUGAGAUUGUUGAGAAGUUCGACUACGAAAUGGGCACUAGUCAACUGUGUUCACAGGAUAUAGCGAACUUUCGGAACUGGAAAUGGAAUUCCACGAUGGAGACAUCACCUUCGUACUUAACUGGAACUGGUUACGAAGAGAUAUACAACAUGGCUGUGAGGAUCAAGGAGAAAUAUCCCCAGCUCCUUCUAGGAUCUGGUGACUCCUUCUACUUCAGAUCCACGGUGAAGCAGCGAACGGUGACGAGUUCCAUGGCGUUUGUGCACGGUCUGAGUGAGGGUACGAACCUGAAUCUAACCCUGGACAAACCAAGGGAAAGCGAUGAUGUUCUACGUCCAUAUGACAACUGUGACAGAUACCAGACCGAAGUGAAAAAUGGUCCUCUGCUAGAAGAACAACUUGAAGCCUUCUAUAAGACGCCGGAGUUUUUAGAAGUUCAAGAAGAUGUUCAAAGGCGUCUCGGAAUACCAACGCAAUUGAGCGCAGACGAUAUUUACAACUUGUAUGAACUGUGUCGUUUCGAUCGCACUUGGUCACCAGAUCUUAGAUCCCCCUGGUGCGCCGCCUUCUCCCCCGAGGACCUGCUAGUGCUGGAGUAUAGGGACGACGUCAGACAUUACUAUAAGAAUGCGUAUGGAUCACGCUUAAACGUAAAACUUGGAUAUCCAGCGAUGAAGAACUUGUACGAGAGUCUAUUAGCUGCCAAAAGGGGAGAUGGGAAGAACAUCGUGGCGUACUUCGCCCACGACACCCUGAUGGGGAUGGUCUACAGUGCCCUAGGGCUGUACCGAGAUGCUGAAAGUAUCACAGCGCAGUACAGAAAUCCGACCAGACAAUGGAGAACAACGUACUUGGCACCGUUCUGUACCAAUUUAAUGGUUUUCUUGAAUAGGUGUCAAGAUUCAGGCCAAGUAUCCUACAAAGUACAAAUCUUCAACAAUGAAAAGCCAACAACUCUCUGCCCCAUAGGGGGUUGCACUUGGGACCAGUUCGUCUCCAUUUUCCAGCCCUUCACCAACUCGUCUUUGGACUUCUGUAAAGUUCCAGGUGAGGCGCAGCAUCAGUACCUCCCGGGGGGCGCAGCGGAAUCAAAAUUAUUACCUGGAUUGCUAAUUCUAUCGUUUUGUUUGUUAAUGCAAAGAGAAUGA
This is a messenger RNA of Leptosia nina, 1410 nucleotides long. The record is from the annotation of a GenBank genome assembly. NCBI's taxonomy places the organism in Eukaryota, Metazoa, Arthropoda, Insecta, Lepidoptera, Pieridae.